AAUCUAUUUUGAACUCAUAUCUCAAUUCCUCCCAGAGUAUUUUAUUCCGUUCGCGGCACAGAAAUGGCCCACGAGUGCAGCUUCUUGGUUUACUGAUAAACAUCACGGCCCCCUCCGAUAAGACACUUUUAUGAGUUUGGCGAGUUCGAGAUGAGUUUCCGGCGCAAUGGAAGCUUGAGCUCCACGUUGCUUCUCAUAGCAGCCAAUGUGCUGAUCCCAGUCGCCAUUGUCAUAUUCGCAACUGGCUUCUUCCCUUAUAAGCCUCUUCUACCGGGUCUGGCUGAGUAUGAGCCAUUGGAUGGCUAUGGCGAGCCUCCAGAAGCUCCGUUUGACAAGCUGGUCUUCAUGGUCGUCGACGCACUGCGAAGUGAUUUUGUGUACACUACCAACAGUGGCUUCAAGUUCACUCAAUCCUUGAUUCGCCAUGGUGCUGCAAUUCCCUUCACAGCUCAUGCCACGUCUCCCACAGUCACCAUGCCUCGACUGAAGGCCAUCACUACUGGUUCUGUGCCUUCUUUCCUCGAUGUCGUUCUCAACAUUGACGAAGGCGAUGAGUCUUCAAGCCUCGCGUCGCAAGACACCUGGUUGGCUCAGAUGAAGGCAAAGGGCACAGGAAAACUUGUAAUGUACGGGGAUGAUACUUGGUUGAAGCUCUUUCCGGGUACAUUUGAUCGUGCUGAUGGUACCACGAGCUUCUUUGUCGCGGACUUCACCGAGGUUGAUCAUAAUGUCACUCGAAACAUUCCUGGAGAGCUCCGAAACGACGAUUGGGAUACCAUGAUUCUUCACUAUCUUGGACUUGAUCACAUUGGACAUAAGGGAGGACCGAGAAGCCCUCAUAUGGUCCCGAAGCAGCGAGAAAUGGAUGGUAUCGUCAGCCAGAUAUACAAGGCCAUAGAAACCCAAGACCACCUCAAGUCAACACUUUUUGUCGUCUGUGGAGAUCAUGGAAUGAAUGAUGCCGGCAAUCACGGCGCCUCGUCGCCUGGCGAAACUUCACCGGCCCUUCUGUUCAUCUCCCCCAAGCUCAAGGGCCUUCAGAAAAACCAAGACUCUCCGUUACCAGAUGCCGAAGACUUUCAAUUCUACUCGACCGUUGAACAGUCUGAUCUGGCACCCACUUUGGCUGCUCUUCUAGGAUUUCCUGUUCCCAAGAACAAUCUGGGUGUCCUGAUCCCCGAAUUUUUGUCAAUCUGGCCGAAGAAAGCCGACCAGGCCUAUCUGCUGCAUCAAAAUGCGCGCCAGAUACAAACCGUCAUCUCGGCUGCAUCGGGUACCAAAACUUUCGACGGUGCUUUACCGGAAGAAUCCUGUGCCAGCCCGACGUCCGACUAUGAGCAACUGGCCUGUGAAUGGCAAGGUCCCUCAAGCAUUCUCAUGUCUGCGAGAGUUGGUGACGAUAUGGACUCCCAGUGGGCAUUGCCUGUUGUCACGGUAAUGCCCAACUUACCUACACAACACUCUGAUCCGCAUCCGAUCCAGCUAACCAUCUUCCAGUGGCUUCGCAAGGCUCAAGAGCUCAUGAGCGGCAUGGCGAGCAACUACGACAUGUCCCGACUCAUCCUAGGCCAAGUCACCGCCCUCCUCGCCGUAAUCUUCAGCCUAAGCGCCGCAAUCAAAACCGUCUCCCCGACCCGCUCUCUCACCCCCUUACUGGUGAUUUCCAUAGCCUACAGCAUUAUGAUGUUUGCCAGCAGCUAUGUCGAAGAAGAGCAGCACUUUUGGUAUCUAGCAACGAGCACCUGGUUUGGCUACCUCACUCUCCGCGGAUUCAAGCACACCAACACCACCUUUCCCGCCCACCUCCUCCUCACCGCCUUCCCCGUCCUCGCCUCCCUCCGCCUCCUUCGCGCCUGGAACCAAACCGGCCAAAAACACGCCGGAACGCCGGACAUCGUCAAACUCUUUAUCGAACCCCACCCCCACUUUCUGUGGUUGCUCGUCGGCCUCACCUACUUCUGGACCCACCGGCAGCUCGUGUACUACUCCAACGGCCCCAUCCCGGUACCCAUCAACUACCCUGUCAUGACGGGGCUAGUUUUGGCCGCGUUCACUUUCAAGGCAGCCUUCACGCUCGAGGACGCUCCCGAGUUGGUGGUGGAAUUCGUGAAGAGUAGUUUGCUUGAUUUCACGUUGAUUGCCCGCGCCCGCGCGGUGUUUGUCGGUCUAGGACUGGUGGCGAUGGCGGCAAUGGGGUUUAUACUUUGGGAGAUGGGGACCGGGGUCCGUAAACGGUCACCCAAAAAGGUGCCGGCCGAGGCGAUCACCACUCUUCAACACCUCUACACCAUCCUCGCCCUCACACAAAGCCGGACGGCCAAUAUCCCGCUCUUUCUCAUCUUCAACCUGCUUUACUGGUUCCUGUCAGGCGAGAUCGAUGCCCCGGACGGCACAGGGCUGUCAACCGUCGAACUGGGAAUUUCUUCACUCCUACUGCAGUAUGCCUCCUUUUUCGCUAUGGGCGGGAGCAACGCGAUUUCUUCCGUGGACCUAUCUAACGCCUACAACGGGGUGAGCGGUUUCAACGUUAUCCUGGUCGGCGUCUUGACGUACGUGGGGAAUUGGGCGGGACCGGUGUGGUGGGCUUUUGGGACGGUGGUGCUUUUGGGGAAGAUUUGGCGGAGAGAUCAGAGACAGAAAAGGUUGGGUAGCGGUAACAAUGGGAAAAGAGGGAGCGACGAAAAGGAGGAAAAGGCGGAAGCGAAACAGAUGCUUGAAGGGGGGCAAAUCAGUCCGUUCAAGACCUAUGUUGUCGUGACGACGCUGUUUACCGCGUUCAGUGUCGCGGCGGUUAUGGCGGCUUGUACGAUUCUUAGGACGCACUUGUUCGUGUGGACGGUAUUUUCCCCAAAGUACUUGUACUGCGUGGCUUGGAGCUUGGGGCAGCAUUUGGUGGUUAAUGUUGGGCUGAGUGGGUUGUUAUUUUGGCUUGGGUCAUUGUAGGUAAAGUAUGAGGUGGUACAAUCUUGUCCAAGAGGACGAGCCAAGGAAGGGCCGGUGGUUUGAUAGAAUGUGUGGAUCAUUGUAUGUUGGUUGCUUGUAGUAGAUAUAGAGGUUAGAUUAGAACGAGUAGAUAAAU
Messenger RNA from Neurospora hispaniola, 3079 nucleotides. RefSeq names its product alkaline-phosphatase-like protein. The coding region runs from base 151 to 2943 and encodes 930 amino acids. Gene Ontology annotation, cellular component: endoplasmic reticulum membrane. The record is from RefSeq and is a predicted model, not a curated record. NCBI's taxonomy places the organism in Eukaryota, Fungi, Ascomycota, Sordariomycetes, Sordariales, Sordariaceae. Gene Ontology annotation, biological process: GPI anchor biosynthetic process. The transcript has 7 exons.